Pediculus humanus corporis (human body louse) is the source of this 1620-nucleotide messenger RNA. RefSeq lists its product as uncharacterized. Gene Ontology annotation, biological process: signal transduction. Gene Ontology annotation, molecular function: protein binding. The coding region runs from base 1 to 1620 and encodes 539 amino acids. The record is from RefSeq and is a predicted model, not a curated record. Lineage: Eukaryota; Metazoa; Arthropoda; Insecta; Psocodea; Pediculidae. The transcript has 9 exons. Gene Ontology annotation, cellular component: plasma membrane; cytoplasm.
AUGACAGGUCAAAAUGGAUUCGAAGAAUUGAGACGAUAUAUAAAACAAGGCGGAGAUUUUUGUAAAGAGCUCAGCGUCAUUCUUCAGGAAAGAUCUGAAGCUGAAAAUCAAUAUGCCAAAAGUCUCAGCAAAUUAUCACAUAAAUUGCUCAAAACAUCCAAAGAUGCUGUCGGUACGGUUUCCGAAGCCUGGCAAAGACUCGGUGCAGAAAUGGAAGUUCAAAGUGAAAUUCAUAGAAAUUUUGCCGUUGCUUUGAGCGAAGACGUUGUUAAACCAUUAAAACAAUUAAUUGAUUCUCAACAUCGAAUUCGUAAAAACGUCGAAGGCGUCGUCGACAAAACAGCUAAAACUUUAACGGAAUGGCGACAAGCAGAAUGUAAAAGUAAAAAACAAAGUUUUUUAUGCGCGAGAGAAAAUGAAAAAUUACAAGACACAAUAUUGGAUGUAAGAAAUAAUAGAAAUGCAAGUACUUUGCAUUUACACCAUCACAAUCAUAAAAAUGUGUCAGAUAAAGAAUCUGCCAAGUUGGAUUUAAAAAGGAAAAAGGCUGAAGAAUCCGUUAAAAAAGCUGAUAUUGAAUAUUAUAGCUUUUGCGUGAGAGCAGAAAGAUGUCGGCUCGAUUGGGAAUCAGCUGUGACAAGAGGAAGUUAUUGUUUUCAGGGAUUGGAAGAAGAAAGAUUAUCUUGUUUAAAAAAUUUAGCUUCUUGUUAUCUAAAACAUUUCAAAGAAAUCGGACCAAGGCUCACACAGUCUUGCGACCGACUAACGGAGCCGAUCGAAACCUGUGACGUCACAAGAGAUAUACAAACGGUAGCUGCUAUGAAAGGAUCUGGUCAGCUCGUACAAGAACAAUUACUCCCUGAUUUUUAUGCCGAACACGUUACGUUGGCCAUGAACCGGGAAAGACGCAAACAAGCUUUACUAAAACUUUUACAAUUAAUAAGACAAGAUUUGGAAAGAGAAAGACGUGGGAAAGAAGGAGUUGAAAAUUUACAAAGAGCACUACAGCAAACUCCAAAUUUCGGUGCGGAAGAAUCUCAACAAAAUGUCGACGAAAAAUUACACCACAUGAAAUCAAUGUUAAUUUAUUUGGAAGCGGCGAGGUAUAAAGUUCAAAGUGCGCUUACAGAAUUAGACGGAAGACCUAAACCUCCUCAUCCUUUAGCAUCUCACAUACACAUGACGCGAGAUCGUCAGGGAUUACAACAAAGUAUAUUAAGAGUACCUUAUUGGGCUAAAAAUGAAGCCAUGGGAGAAAGAACGGGACAAGAUUCACCGGAUUGGACCGGACGCGAAGCAGGUGAUGGUACUUCGGUUCAACCUGAUAGCGAUUUCGACGAAUUUUCAAGCGCCGGAAGCGAAAAAGAUUAUCAAUGCAGCGUGUAUAACGUGCCAAUUAUAUCCGAAUGCAACGGAGACACGGACAAAACAAAUUUGGGUCAAUGCAGGGCUCUCUACGAAUACACUGCUAAAGUUUACGACGAAUUAAACCUGAGAAUCGGAGACAUAAUUAAAAUUCACGACAAACAUCCUGACGGUUGGUGGCUAGGAGAACUCGAAGGUGUCAUCGGCAUAUUUCCUGCAACAUACGUAGAAGAAAUUAAUGCGUUAACACCAUGA